Messenger RNA from Myxocyprinus asiaticus (Chinese sucker), 2990 nucleotides. Its product is annotated as phosphatidylinositol 3,4,5-trisphosphate 3-phosphatase and dual-specificity protein phosphatase PTEN-like. Gene Ontology annotation, cellular component: nucleus; plasma membrane; cell projection. Bases 761 to 2098 code for a protein of 445 amino acids. Lineage: Eukaryota; Metazoa; Chordata; Actinopteri; Cypriniformes; Catostomidae. Gene Ontology annotation, molecular function: inositol-1,3,4,5-tetrakisphosphate 3-phosphatase activity; phosphatidylinositol-3,4-bisphosphate 3-phosphatase activity; protein tyrosine phosphatase activity. The record is from RefSeq and is a predicted model, not a curated record. The transcript has 10 exons. Gene Ontology annotation, biological process: protein dephosphorylation; phosphatidylinositol 3-kinase/protein kinase B signal transduction; regulation of phosphatidylinositol 3-kinase/protein kinase B signal transduction.
UGUUUUUGUGGCGGUGGGAUAUGUUUUCUCUCUCUCUCUCUCUCUCUCUCUAAAUGUGUCGGUUUUAUUUAGUUUUUCCGCCGUGGUAAGCAAUGAAGGCAGUUUGAGAGCGGAGCACACUGAGGAGAGAUGAGUCCCGCCGAAAAACCUUGCAUCUUUCCGCUUCUUCAACGACCGCCGUUGCAUAUUUAACGUACGGUUAAGGUGGAGACUAUCAGUAGUCAUUUUUCACGGAACUACACUGACAAUCUAGCGACGACGAAGAUAAUUCGUUAGAAGGUUUUUGGGGGGGAGGGGGGUUAGCUGUGGUGGCUAGUGGGCGAUGUUAUUCGGGAAAGGCUCGCCUGAGUGUUGUCUUUUUCGGGCAGAGAUGGAGAGGAUUCGUUCCUCUCCCUGGACCUGAUCACGGCGCGCGCGCCGGACACACAGACUUCUUCCUUAUUAUUGUUACUAUCAUAUUCCGGUUUGACGGGACCGCAGAGUCGGAGGACCUUUUCAGUAGCUCGGAGGACUGUGCAAUCAAGACCGGACCGGGAGAAUCGGACCUGCUGCGCCGGAGCGGAUAGAGGCCAGUCUGCGUGAAGCCUUAAUCAGGCCCGCUGCGCGAGACCCACCGGGCCAGCUCGCGCGCUCACUCGCAUAAACAUCAACAAACUCAAGAUUGAGAGAGAGAGAGGGACGGAGCCCUCCCGGGCAAACAUAACCCCUUUCUCUCUAACAAUGAACCAGGAAUAAAACUAAAGUGCUUUGAACUGCUGUCAUGGCAAUGACUGCAAAACUUAAAGAAAUAGUCAGUCGGAAUAAGAGGAGGUUCCAGGAUGAUGGAUUCGAUUUGGACCUGACAUACAUCUACCCAAACAUCAUUGCCAUGGGCUUUCCUGCCGAACGGUUGGAGGGGGUUUACAGAAACAACAUUGAUGACGUAGUGCGAUUUUUGGAUUCCAAACACAAGAACCAUUAUAAAAUCUAUAACCUAUGUGCUGAGCGACACUACGAUGCAUCCAAAUUCAACUGCAGGGUGGCACAGUAUCCGUUUGAGGACCACAACCCACCUCAGCUUGAGUUAAUAAAGCCCUUCUGUGAGGAUCUCGACCAGUGGUUGUCUGAGGAUGAGAACCAUGUGGCCGCCAUCCACUGUAAAGCUGGCAAAGGUCGCACAGGGGUCAUGAUCUGUGCCUACCUUUUGCACCGCAAGAAGUUCUUUGAGGCACAAGAAGCACUGGACUUUUAUGGGGAAGUUAGGACCAGGGAUAAAAAGGGGGUAACCAUUCCCAGCCAGCGUAGGUAUGUGUAUUACUACAGCUACUUGCUGAAGAACAAGCUGGACUAUAAACCAGUUGCUCUCCUCUUCCACAAAAUGGUUUUCCAGACUCUGCCCAUGUUCAGUGGGAGCAAUUGCAGGAACAGUACUGUUAAAAACAGGAGUGAGGUGAAUCCCCAGGGUUUCAAGAAAGGCAGCUUGCACUGGGACCCUCAGUUUGUUGUGUAUCAGUUGAAGGUAAAGAUCCAUACGUCAAACCCGGCCCACACACGGAGGGAAGAAAAGCACAUGAUCUUUGAGUUCCCUCAGCCUUUUCCUGUAUGUGGUGACAUAAAAGUGGAAUUCUUCCACAAACAGAGCAAGAUGAUGAAGAAGGAUAAAAUGUUCCAUUUCUGGAUAAACACAUUCUUCAUCCCGGGUCCCGAGGAAGCUGGGGAGAAAGUGGAGAAUGGGUCAGUGGUCAACGAUGUGGAUAGCCUCUCCUCUCAAAACCAGGGCUCUCUGGCGGAGAGGGAGAGAGAGGAGCAAGGAGUCGGAGGAGGACUUGAAAGAGAAAAAGGUGCAGAAAGGGGAGGGGAGCGAGCAGGGACAGUAGACGGAGAUAAAGACUACUUGAUUCUGACCUUAACGAAGAAGGACCUGGAUAAGGCCAAUAAGGACAAAGCUAACCGUUAUUUCUCACCCAACUUCAAGGUAAAGUUGUACUUUACAAAGACUGUAGAGGAGCCCUCAAACUCAGAAGCGAGCAUUUCAACUUCUGUCACUCCGGAUGUGAGCGACAAUGAACCAGAUCACUACCGCUAUUCUGACACCACCGAUUCCGAUCCUGAGAAUUAACCUUUUGAUGAAGAAACAUACCUGCUGGGAAAAAAAACAGACAAACAACCAACACCAGUGAAAUAAAAAAGGAGAAAACUUGAAAAUAAACUGAAGAGGAAAAAGACUCUUCCUCCACCCCCUCCACCCUCCAACAGCUCAAAGACAGUUUGUAACAUCACACGCCAUUGAUUAAAGAUGACAAAAAGUAUCCUGACCAAUAUAUUGUUUUACUUCAUUUAUUAUGAUGAAUUUCUUGUGUGGAUCAUGACACUGUUGCCUGAGGCGGGAGGGAGGGUCCUGUAGCUAUUCUGUGUAUAUAAAAUCCCUUUUUUAUGUCAAAGACAAUAAAUCUAGGCAAUCAGGCAAGGGGAGGAGAGAUAUAGCAGACCACACACAUCUUUUCUUUCUCCCUGUCAUCACCCAGGCCAGUGCUUCAAUCACUCUCUCCCCCUCUUCAUCGCUCUUCCCCUCCAUACUGUGAAUGCUUGUUGUGCAGGCGCUAAGAUCUUUGACCCCCUGCCUGCGCAGUGUGUGCUGGGAUACGUAGUCCUUCAGGCUGUCGUACAAAGGCUCUACAGUGUGCCAGCAUUCCUUGUCCUAGCCUCACAACCCUGCCCCUCCACCCCUCUCUCCACCCCACCCCCCAAUGUGUGUAAUGAUAAAUUAUGCAGAAAAACACGACAUCCCAUGUAAUUGUCGAGGUUUACCUUCUUUUUUUUUUAAAUCCUAAGAUAAUAAAAAUCUAAAACACGAAAGUGCAGGGAACCAGUGUUUGCUUUAAUGUUAACUCUCAACAUUUCGAGGACAAAUUGGUGUGCAUGUCAUUGGAGUCAGUGUCCAUGUUUAAUAAAUGCUAUUUGAUGUGUUUUUAUUAAAACAGAAGUGUCCGAACUCUCUUAAACAGUCGUGU